This is a messenger RNA of Gekko japonicus, 2543 nucleotides long. It is a transcript of the gene RAB7B, whose product is annotated as RAB7B, member RAS oncogene family. The transcript has 8 exons. The record is from RefSeq and is a predicted model, not a curated record. Gene Ontology annotation, molecular function: GTPase activity; GTP binding. Lineage: Eukaryota; Metazoa; Chordata; Lepidosauria; Squamata; Gekkonidae. Gene Ontology annotation, cellular component: late endosome; phagocytic vesicle; lysosome. The coding region runs from base 353 to 955 and encodes 200 amino acids. Gene Ontology annotation, biological process: endosome to lysosome transport; phagosome-lysosome fusion.
GUAAAUAAAAGAUACAGUGAAGGAAAUCUGUGCUUGAAGUGUCUGCCACGGGGUGGAAUCCUGCUCCGUCUGACUUUCUGAUCUUAAGACAGUUGUUCUGAUCUUAAUACAUUUGUUUUCUUUUUGAGAAAUCACAGAAACACAAAAGAGAAGAGCUGCUCGGAGUUUGCUUUGCCAGCUUUCCACACAAGACCUUUCAGCAAAGCAAAAAGCGACCACACAGGAAGAAUCUCUAUGCAGAAUAUACAUCUAGAAAUACACCGGUGGAAAAAAGAAUAGUGCAUGCGCCAGGCACACAAAUCCGAAGUGAAGCUUAAAGGCUUGACUGCUUGGAUUCUCCAGAGUUCCAUUCAUGAACGCAAGCAAGAAAGUGGAUUUGAAAAUCAUUAUCGUUGGAGCUUUAGGUGUAGGCAAAACCUCUCUUCUCCUUCGAUAUGUUCACAAAACAUUUCACGAGGACUAUCAAACCACCCUAGGAGCCAGUGUCUUGUAUAAGAUGGUGAUGGUGGACAGCACCCCACUCAAGCUGCAGAUUUGGGACACUGGAGGACAGGAACGGUUCCGAUCCAUGGUAUCAACAUUUUAUAAAGGCUCAGACGGCUGUGUGCUGGCCUUUGAUGUCACGGACAGAGAUUCCUUUGAGUCCCUGAAUUACUGGAGGAAAGACUUUCUGCAGAAGGUGGUUCCUGCAGAGCAAAGCUUCCCCAUGGUUGUUCUGGGGAAUAAAAUUGAUUUAAAAGAACAAGAGGUAUCCAAGGAGGAAGCUUCAUUAUGGUGCUUGAAGAAGAACAUUGCCUAUUUUGAAGUUAGUGCCAAAGAUGAUAUCAAUGUAGUGCAAGCCUUUGAGACCUUAUCAAGGCAAGCACUCUCAAGGUACCGAGGGACCAUCGAGAGCUAUCUCACAGAUUCUAUUAAGCUUAUUCCUGAAGAUGAGCCCAGAAAGAAAUGCUGCUGACAUGUUGUUUGGAAAGAUGGAAUAUUUUCACUCAGGGAACAGCUACAGUUGUUGGACAUUCCCAUGCCUCUCAAGGAUGGACAAAUACUUACAUCAACCACAUCCCAGCAGAAGCAGAAAAAUCUGGAUUACAUUGGCCCAGCCCUCAUCCUUCCUGCUCCGGUUGCCUUCUCAUUCCCGUCUUUCAAAGUGCCUCCAUGAAAUGACCAGGUUAAUUUACCAGACUGAAGACUCUCUUUCUGAUCUCUGGUUAAUGCUGUUUCCCAUCUCUUCUUGUUGCAUGUUAACAAUUCAGGCAAAGUCUUGUUGAUUUCCACAUAGCUCAGCCUUUUGGUGCUUGAGUUGCCUACACAGUGCCUAACAGCACAACAUGAUAUGGCAUAAGUAGAACUCACAGUACCCUCCUUUGAAAAGAAUGUGAGUUGAUUUUGCAAUUCUGACAUAAAUGUUUGUUCAUCAUACAAAAACUUGUUUGUAACACUAGUGAGAGCCUGAAGUCACCAGUAUAGUUGCAGGUCUUUUAAAAUAAUCAUUAUUUGAAGAAUAGAGAGUUGCCUAGUUGCCAGAAUGCAAACCAAAGAAUUAAAAGUUUUUGGGUCCAGUUCCAGUGUCAAUUCAAGAAGACAUUGUAAAUUCAUUUAUUACAUUAAAGUCUGCAGUUUUUCCUGGUCCCAUUUUAUCAUGCACACACAAGAGAAGAGCAUUUCUGCCAUUCAUAUCUGUGAUGCAUCACAUUUCUACCACUAUUAGCAGAAAUAGUGUAAAUCACACCUCCUCAGAUGCAUGAUUAUUUGUGCAGUGGCAAGCAGCACACCUAAAAUCAAAAACAUGACAUGCAACAGGACAAAUGAUAGAGCACCUUCAGUUUCCUCAUUUGUACAAUGGGGACAAUUUCCACCUCUCAGGGGUAUUCUGCAAAGUACAAAGGCAAUAACAAAUGUUACAGAAGAUUUUUUGGAGAAAAUUAUUUCAAAUCUUAAGUCACUUCCAGAUAGCAGCAUUGCUCUGUUUUGCAUCUCACACUACAGUGUUUGUUUUUCUAUGCACAUAACAUAAUUCCCCAUUUCACUUAUAUGGUUUCCCCUGCUUUUCUCUGUUCUUUCUGAAACCUGCUUUGGCAUAAUCUUUGGGGCAAGAUUGUAGUCAAAGCAGGUUUGCCCACCAUGCGGGAAAGUAUGGAUUUUUAAAGCUCGCUGCCCACAUCAGUACCACUUCCCCUUCCACUGACCAUUAUCUCCACCCUGGGCCCCCAGCAGACUUUUUGCUGGCUGAAAAAAAUGGGAAUAGCUAUUGUGACAUAUUACCAAUGGCGGAUAGUGGGAGUGUGAAUGCUCCAUCACCGUCAUGAAUGCCUGUGCAUUCUCAGUGACAAGGAAUGCAGGAUGGUCACCGCAGUUCUAUCAUUUCACAGAUUUUGCAGAACAAAAAUUUUCACAAUGGCAUUCUUAUAAAGGUAUUACAACUGUGGUAUAAUGGAACAGCUUUAAAAGGGAAUAGAUAUGUAGUCUGUUGCAUUAUGGUAUAUCAUGUCUUAGACAGGGUAUUUGUUUUGUUUUGGGUUUUUUGCAAUGUUGUCCAGUUCUGUAGU